Molecule: messenger RNA, 1229 nt
Organism: Spinacia oleracea (spinach)
Lineage: Eukaryota; Viridiplantae; Streptophyta; Magnoliopsida; Caryophyllales; Amaranthaceae
Product: putative B3 domain-containing protein Os03g0621600
Exons: 5
Coding region: 180-1103 (307 amino acids)
Molecular function (GO): DNA binding
Source: RefSeq, a predicted model, not a curated record
AAUCUUUGAUAUGUUACCCCAUUAUGCUCGCAUAUUUUACUUUAUAAUGCUAAAAUCUCUAAAAAAAAAUAAAAAAAAUUCCAUCAUCUGUCUGAUGCAUGACAUUUUCUUAAUGAUCUGAUGAUCUAUCUUUCAUUUCCAGUCAUUUCUUUCUUCCAGAAAUUUGGAAGAAAUUAAGAAUGGCGAGGCCGGUAAAAAGAAGAAGAGGAAGACCGUUUAAGUACUCUGCCUCACAACUUCCUCCUGAAUUUUUCAAGGUUUAUCUGCCAGAACACAAUUCUAAGCAAUUGGUAAUACCUCCUGAUUUUAUAAAGAACUUCAUGGGGAAGAUUCCAAUGGAAGUCAUCUUAAAAAACUUGAAGGGAGAAGUUUGGAAUGUGGAGUUGGAAAAAGCUGAAUGCAAGUUACUUAUAAAAAAGGGAUGGGAAGACUUUGUGAUUGGUAAUUCAUUAGCACGAGGAGAGUUCUUGAUCUUUACAUACAAAGGCAAUUCUAUGUUUACUGUCAAAAUAUUCAGUAUCAAUGGUUGUGUGAAGGACGAUGAACCUGUGGUCACCAAUGAACAGCCUCAUGUGAAGGUGAAGCAGGAGCCAAAUUCAGAUCAAAUAUACAGCCAUGAAACUGGUGCCUGUGAAAAGACACAUUUAGAAAGAAGUAGCACGAAUAAUGAAAGAUUGUCUCAAGAUUUGCAUGAAGCAGUGACAAAGGAUGUUCCAGAAAGAACCGUGGAAUCAAAUAAGAUACGAUUUACAAGAGUUCAUAAGGGAAAGAUGUAUGAAUUGCACAUUCCUUCAAGUAUCUUCAGAAAGUAUAAAAUAGAACGACCGGAAAUAAAAAGACCAGAAAUGGUACUUCUGAAGUACCGAAGAGGGAUUUCGCAGACAGUGAAGAUCUUGGGGGGGCGUGACCGUGUUCUGAUCACUUCUGGGUGGAAAGAAUUUAAGUUGAAGAACAAAUUGGUCAAGGGAGAUGAGUAUGAGUUUGAGAUUAGUGUUGGUGAAGGGAGAAAGAUCAAAGAGAUCGAGCUGUUGAAAAUUCUCCCUAGAAAGACAGUAACUACUCGAAAACGCAAGAAGAUAACUCUGAGGCCUAGAAACAGUUGAAUGUAUCAUGUAUAUGUAUACUGAUGCACAUAUGCCAUGUACCCGAACAUAAGCAUACUGUUAGGUGUGAAAGGCACUUUUAUAGAACGCUUGGAAUAAAAGUUAUGAAACCGGUUUCUAUCUGCA